CGCCGCCCCGCCGCCGGAGAAGGAGCAGCCACUGCUGCUUCCACCGCCCUGUCCAGCGCAGCCGCUGGGCAGGCCCCGAUCCCCUUCGCCCCCCGAGAAGGCUCAGCCGCCUUCCCCGCCCACGGCCUCGGCCCUGGAUUAUCCCAGCGAGAACCUGGCCUUCAUCGACGAGUCCUCGGAUACGCAGAGCGAGCGCGGCUGCCCGCUGCCCCGCGCGCCGCGAGAUCGCCGCCGCCCCAAUCCCCCCAGGAAGCCCGUGCGGCCCCGCGGCCCCGGGCGUCCCCGAGACAAAAGCGUGCCGGUGUAGGGGCAGGAUCCCUGGCCGGGCCUCUCAAGGGCUUCGUUUCUGCUCUCCCCGGCAUGCCUGGCUUGUUUGACCAAAGAGCCCUCUUUCCACGAGACUGAAGUCUGGGGAGGAGGCUACAGUUGCCUCUCCGCCGCCUCCCCGGCCCCGGCCCUUCCCUCACUUCCAUUCAUCUCCAGACCCCCCAAGGCUUUCUGUGUCGCUGCCCCGGGCGGGCGUAUCCCUCACAGCACCUCACGACUGUGCCUCAAAGCCUGCAUCAAUAAAUGAAAACGGUCUGCACCGCUGCGGGCGUGACGCUCCCGGACGCGAGUGGGUGUGGAAGUGCUUUCCUCGGGCCACCGUGGGGGCACCUCUGGCCUCCCGUGACCCCCAGGCCGAGGGUCCCCGGGCACCCAGGUCGGUCAAGUCUCGGCCCUCUCAGGCCUGCGUCUCUGCCUGGAGGAGGCUGGGUAGGGUCCGGCGUGGGGAUCAGCCGGGAUGGGCUGCACGUCUCCAGCCUCCGCACACACAUUGGCGGGUGGGGUGCGGGAAGGGAGAGGCAGGGGAGAGAAUGGCAUCUCGCGUGGAGGGCUGUCGUUUGAACUCUCCCAGCGCGAGAGACCCUGCCCCGCUCCCUUCCUGGAGCGUUGACCCUCUUCUCGUCUCGAGGCCUGUGGCGUCUGGGUCCGUUGGGGCAGAACCAUGGAGGAAAAGCCUUCGAAAGUGUCGCUCAAGUCUUCCGACCGCCAAGGCUCGGACAAGGAGAGCGUGCACAACGACACUCGGGACCUGUGGACCACGACCACGCUGUCCCAGGCACAGCUGAACAUGCCGCUGUCCGAGGUCUGCGAGGGCUUCGACGAGGAGGGCCGCAACAUUAGCAAGACCCGCGGGUGGCACAGCCCGGGGCGCGGUUCGUUGGACGAGGGGUACAAGGCCAGCCACAAGCCGGAGGAACUGGACGAGCACGCGCUGGUGGAGCUGGAGUUGCACCGCGGCAGCUCCAUGGAAAUCAAUCUGGGGGAGAAGGACACUGCAUCCCAGAUCGAGGCCGAAAAGUCUUCCUCAAUGUCAUCGCUCAAUAUUGUGAAGCACAUGCCCCAUCAAGCCUACUGGGCAGAGCAGCAGAGCAGGCUGCCACUGCCCCUGAUGGAACUCAUGGAGAAUGAAGCUCUGGAAAUCCUCACCAAAGCCCUCCGGAGCUACCAGUUAGGGAUCGGCAGGGACCACUUCCUGACUAAGGAGCUGCAGCGAUACAUCGAGGGGCUCAAGAAGCGCCGGAGCAAGAGGCUGUACGUGAAUUAAAAACGCCACCUUGGGCUCGAGCAGCGACCCGAACCAGCCCCGCGCCUGCCCGGUCCCCAGACCCAAGCCCGACCCCAUCCGAGUGGAAUUUGAGUCCUAAAGAAAUAAAAGAGUCGAUGCAUG
Messenger RNA from Pongo pygmaeus (Bornean orangutan), 1714 nucleotides. RefSeq names its product catsper channel auxiliary subunit zeta (gene CATSPERZ). Gene Ontology annotation, cellular component: sperm principal piece; CatSper complex. The transcript is spliced from 5 exons. Gene Ontology annotation, biological process: flagellated sperm motility; sperm capacitation. The record is from RefSeq and is a predicted model, not a curated record. NCBI's taxonomy places the organism in Eukaryota, Metazoa, Chordata, Mammalia, Primates, Hominidae. The coding region runs from base 989 to 1591 and encodes 200 amino acids.